CAGCCCGAGACCACGUACUUCGCGUUGCUCACGGGCUGACUUGUUUUCCUUUUCUCGCGGGGAAUGAUGUCAUUUAGAAGAGUAACUCUUCGCAUCACCACCAUCCAGGGAUCCUGCAACUGAGCGCGGCACUGUGCGCAGGGAGUGGUGAAAGAGGUCAAGCCUUGGCUUUGGAAGAAGGUGAAAUAUGGACCAAAGUGCUACCGACAACAUUGCCAACAGCCGAGCCGAAAAUGCAUGCAAAAGUAACUCUGCGGAGGACGAACUUAAUCUGUUCAGGACCUGUUUGGUUUGUAAAAAGGAUCUUACAAAUCGCGAGCCAAGAUUGCUGCCUUGUCUUCAUUCCUUCUGCAAAGAUUGUGUGCCGGCUGGGAGCCGCAGCCUCAGUCCUACAACUGCAGCUUUCCCGGAGGACUGUAAUGGGGAAGGCAUUAUCAUCUGUUGCCCCGCUUGCAAGCAAACGUGUUUCACGGGCGAUGUAGUGGAGAACGUCUUCAUCAGAGAGUAUCCACCUGUGUCCCAAACCAUGGAUAAGCACUGCUCAGAAUGUGAAAAGAAGCCAGCCUUCAAGUUCUGUUCAGACUGCAGUAAGUGGCUGUGCAAUGCGUGUUCGGAAGAGCAUUUGCAUGGGAAAGAUACAAAGCAUCAUAAGCUGUUAACCCCAGAACAUGCUGCAGGUAGUGAGAGUGAAGUCAGUGAGUUCGCACUGCUCUGUCCUCUUCACACCAAAGAGCCACUGAAGUUAUUCUGUGAGACCUGUGAUAUGCUGGCUUGCUGGAAUUGCCAACUAACACAACACAAAGAACAUAGUUUCAAAUAUCUGGAAGAUAUUUUACAGAAUCAGAAGGUCACUUUGGAGGAGCUGACUCUGAAAAUGGAGGAGAAAAAAGUCAGCAUGCAGAGCUCAGCAAAACAAGUACAGGACAGACUAAAUGAAGUAAUGCAAGUGCGGAAGAAGGUGGAAAAUCAGAUUAAGAUGGCAAAGAUGAUCAUGAUAAAUGAAUUAAAUAAACGAGUAAAUGUUCUGAUGGACCAGGUAGAGAGAAUUACAAAUGAGCGGAGGCUUAAAUUGGAGCUCCAUCUUCAAGCAGUGAUGGGAUUAUGCAGACAAUUGGAGCAUGUGUUAAACUUCAUUAAUUGGGCAGUCUCCAAGAAGAAAAAUAUCCCAUUCUUGUUCAGCAAGGAACUGAUCAUGUUUCAGAUGCGACGUUUACUGGAAACACAGUGCAAUGCAGAUUUGGGGACCUCCAGAAUUCAUUUUCACUGGGAUUCUGUCUCGUGGACUAAAAAACUCUCUUCUUUAGGCUAUUUGUCAUUUGACUGUGAAAACUCAACCCACCAGGAAUGCCUGGCCUCCUUCCCUCAGCAACAAUUACCAUUACCUUCGGACACUGCUGAUCAGAGGCCCUGUUUAGCACCAUCACUCCUGUGCCAAAAUCCUGGCCAACAAUAUUCAGUCUGUGGCAAUCGUCGUCCGGACCCGCAUCCAAUUCCAAAGGACCAUGAGGCUGCAAACUGUUUGCAGAAUCAUAACUCUUUAGGCCAACUGCCAGGGAACUUGCAUCAUCAGCUACAGGUGCCAUAUAGUGGAAUUCAGCAGAGACAAACUCAGCAGAAGUACUUUACACGUCCCUUCACAGUACCGCCGAUACCAACUUUGCAGCCGUGGCACAUAGCUCAGACGGGGCCUGAACAAAAUACGGUUUUAAUUGGACAUCUGCAAGGACAGCGCUUGCAGCCAAGUCUGCAUUCAGCAUACACUGUACCACAACAAAGAAGCGUGACACCAAUGCAUGUGGUGGCCUUGCAGCAACCAAAGCAGCUUGUGCACCAGCCACAACAGAAGCAACUUUUUCAAUUGCAACAUUUAAGGCUACCAAAUCAAUUGUCAGUGCAACUGCACCCCGUGAGGCAGCAGUUACCUUAUGAGCAAGUUCAUCACCAACCCCCUGCUGAAAAUUCACAGGGCAAACCUGAUUCCAAGGAGCCUGUCCAACAGUGUCAACCAACGCAAAUGGCAGCUGCCCAUACGGAUUCUGUUGAGCAAUCACAUCUGUUUAGUCAGAAGCUGAAAAACAUGCAAAUUGCACAAAAAACCCUAUUGAAGCAGCACGUUUUAAAAAGCCAGGACGCUCCUGUGGAACCACAGAACUGUGCUCAACAAAGGGUGGUGAAUAAUCAGGACCAACAGGGUGAAAAGAGCCAGGCGCUACAGUUAAAUGUGGUCAGUGAAGUUACACUGCAUAAUCCUUUUGAACUUGGAAAACAGCAGAACGUUAAUGAUCACAAUGAGAACUCCACCCCAGAACAGCCAUCGGAUUUAUUAAAGAUACUUAAUGCUCCUGAGAAACAAUUGACCUCUUCAAGAUCCUCAAUGAAAAGGGCGUGUUCAUCUGCUCCGAAGAAAGGAAAGAGAAAGUGUACUGUUUCAGGCCAAAUGGAAUCCACACUAAUUGUGAACAAGGAAUCUUUGCAUCCUGCCCCUUUAUUGAUUGAAUUGCAUGCACCACUGACUGUGUCCAGGUCCCAGGAUGACUCUCAAGGCCAUCAGCCAGAAAACAUGCCGAUAAACCCGGAACCAAAGAAGACAAAGUAUAAGUCUAAAGACAGUGACAGUGGAGAACCAAAGGAACCCAUGGAAACUGAACAAGGCCCUUUCAAGGAGAACAGCUGCAAAGAACCAAUGAACCUUUCUGUUAAUGCUGAAAAUCCUAGAGCCAGUGGAUCUCAAGAUUUGACACCGGAUUCACAGAAUGAAGGAAUAACGGAUGACAUUGCAAACCAGAGGGCUCAAAAGGAUGGGGUGAAGUUGCCUUAUGUGCGUUUGGAGCGAUUGGAGAUCUGUGCAGCAUCCACUGGCCAGCUCCCCAUCUUCAAAGUGCAGUCAACUGUUGAUGAAGAUGAAAGCAAAUCCCUUGUCAUGAUGAACAGUCAGACUUCGAAUACUGCAACAAAGAACAUCACUCUGGACAGCACUCUCACCCCACCGAACUCGAACCCCCCUCCUCCUCAACAAUGUGAGGCAGAUGAUGCAGCAGUUACUUCUGAACUUCCACCUGAUGUUGCACCAUUCCCAUCUCCUUCGGAUGACAAAACCUCUGAAGCAACUUCUCAGGCGAUCCCGAAUGCAGCAAGCGUCACAGACGACAAUGAGGAUUAUUGUGCGGUCUGUUUAAAUGGCGGGGAGCUGCUCUGCUGCGACCGAUGCCCAAAGGUGUUCCAUCUCAGCUGUCACGUGCCUUCUCUUCUCAGCUUCCCAAUGGGUGAGUGGUUGUGUACAUUGUGUCGGAGUGUGGUGAUGCCAGAAGUGGAAUAUGAUUGUGAAAAUACACGGCAUAUCAACGAAAACAGGGGAAUAAGGACAUUACAGGGACUCUCUAUAAGUGACCAAAGGAAAUGUGAGAAGCUGACUUUACACUUGUACUGCUACCCACUGAGCCUGCCCUUUCACGAGCCCGUCAGCCCACUGGCCCGUCAUUACUACCAGAUAAUCAAAAGACCGAUGGAUCUUUCUACUGUGAGGGCAAAACUUCAGAAAAAGAGCCCGCUCCAUUACUACACACCUGAAGAAUUUAUUUCUGACAUUCAGCUUAUGUUUAUGAACUGCGCAAAAUUUAAUUAUCCAGAUUCAGAGGUGGCCCAAGCUGGAAGAAGUCUGGAAAUGUACUUUGAUGAAAAACUGAAAGAAAUUUACCCUGACAAAAACUUUACAGGAGCAGCCCAAGAAUACUCUGAUUAUGAAGAGAUUGAUAAUGACAGUGGUACUGCAAUUGUUAAUGGGUUCAGUUGGCCGACAGAAGAAAAGGAGCAUGUGAAGCCAAAGAGAAGACGUAGGCAUGGUGCAAGCCACAGCCAUAAAGACCACAAAUAGUGUUGCUGGCUGAAUGUUUAAAUAUUGUGAAAUGCUGAUCCUCGACUCUUUUCCACUCUGUGUCUUUACCCCCGUCUCCUUCCCCCACCUCCUUACCCCCACCGCCACCACCUCCCUGCCCCACCACCAUCACCUCCCCCCCACCUCUUGUUUUGUAACAAAAUGUGUUUAUAAUAAUGUUUGGAUCUCAGGAAUGCGAAUACCAGCUUCCCUGAAGAGGAAUCAGUAAAUGGCAUUUACCAGUUGUUUUCAUAGUUUUAUUGCAAAGUGAUUGCACUGAAUGAGGUUGGAUGUGGUGUGUUGUGGACCUUACUUCAUGUGAAAGAUUUGCAUAACUUGUCUACACCAGUGUUGCUCUUGGAUGAGCAGUUUUUGUACAGGAUUACUGUGACAUGUGUUGCAGAUUAUGGGGCAUUAUUCCAGUUAGUUUAAGAUUUAUUUUCAGAAUGCAGUGGACAAAAUAACCAACUCACAUUGUUCUCUCAUAAUUUAAGUUAAAGCCCUUAAGUUAAUGGAUACAUUUCUUGAGGUUUCACCUGAUUGUCCACAUUAACAAGAACCUGCUGAGAAUUAGCAUAAACUGUGAGUUUCUGACAGGAUUCCACUCUCAGUAGAGAAUGUAGGUUGUGCUUUCUUAGUUAAUUUUUUUGACUUUAAAUAUUCAUGCUAGUGAUAUCUCUUGGAUUGUAUCCAAGUUGUUGAGGGAUAUCCACUUUGGCUUUUAAUUCUCAGUAUUGAUUGUUGCAAAUUAGUACAAGAAAAAUGUGGCCUUUUAUAAGGUGUAGCGGUCAUUGGAAUCAAUGAUUCCAAGUACAUUUAUUAUCAAAGUAUGUAUGCAGUGUACGACCCUGAGAUUCAUCUCCUCCACAGACAGCCACGACACAAAGAAAACCAUGGAACCUGUCAAAGAAAAGCACCAGCCCUCUCCCACGCUCAAAAAAACACAAAUUGCGCAAAUGGCAACAAAAAAGAGUGAGAAACACAGAAUGCAAAACACAAAAUCAGAAGCAGAUGGCACCAAUGAACAGCAUUACCAUCCUUCAGAUGCUCCAUGAAACAACUUAAUUUUGUGUCGUCUUUUUCUUUCAAAUGUAGUUUUGGUACUAUUGGAGCCUGUGAUAGACAGUUUGAUGGUCUGUUUUCAGGCCAAUUAAGCGCUCUGCCAUUUUGCUGUUUCUGAGGGAGUUCUGGGAAGCUUUGAGCGAAGUGUGUGGCCUCGAGGCCAAGAAGCUUGGAGAUGGAGCGUGAGCCAAUGACUGACUCCAUUUCUCGCUGACUAAGGGUCAAGGAAUAUUGAAAACAUAAGGUGGGUGCAAAAGGUGAGUAGGGGUUCAAUACCAUCUAUCAGUCUCUCAUUCACCCACUGUUCGAAUGGUGUCUCUCUCUCAUUCACCCUCUGAUCAACUGGUGUCUCUCUCUCUCUGUCACCCUCUGAUCGAAUAGUGUCUCUCUCUCUCUGUCACCCUCUGAUCAAAUGGUGUCUCUCUCUCUCUGUCACCCUCUGAUCAAAUGGUGUCUCUCUCUCAGUCACCCUCUGUUUGAAUGGUGUCUCUCAGUCACCCUGUGAUCAAACGGUGUCUCUCUCUGUCACCCUCUGAUCGAAUGGUGUCUCUCUCAUUCACCCUCUGAUCGAAUGGUGUCUCUGUCUCAUUCACCCUCUGUUCAAAUGGUGUCUCUGUCUCAUUCACCCUCUGAUCGAAUGGUGUCUCUCUCAUUCACCCUCUGAUCGAAUGGUCUCUCUCUCUGUCACCCUCUGAUCGAAUGGUGUCUCUCUCUCAUUCACCCUCUGUUGGAAUGGUGUCUCUCUCUCAGUUCAAAUGGUGUGUCUCAGUUCAAAUGGUGUCUCUCUCUCAUUCACCCUCUGUUCGAAUGGUGUGGCUCUCUCAGUCACCCUCUGAUCGAAUGGUGUCUCUCAGUCACCCUCUGAUCGAAUGGUGUCUCUCAGUCACCCUCUGAUCGAAUGGUGUCUCGCAGUCACCCUCUGAUCGAAUGGUGUCUCUCUCUCAGUCACCCUCUGAUCGAAUGGUGGCUCUCUCUCUGUCACCCUCUGAUCGAAUGGUGUCUCUCUCUCUCAUUCACCCUCUGAUCGAAUGGAGUGGCUCUCAUUCACCCUAUGAUCGAAUGGUGUCUCUCUGUCACCCUCUGAUCAAAUGGUGUCUCUCUCUCAGUCACCCUCUGUUUGAAUGGUGUCUCUCAGUCACCCUGUGAUCAAAUGGUGUCUCUCUCUCAGUCACCCUCUGUUUGGUGUCUCUCAGUCACCCUCUGAUUGAAUGGUGUCUCUCUCUCUGUCACCCUCUGAUCGAAUGGUGUCUCUCUCUCAUUCACCCUCUGAUCGAAUGGUGUCUCUCUCUCUCAUUCACCCUCUGAUCGAA
Mobula hypostoma (lesser devil ray) is the source of this 6243-nucleotide messenger RNA. It is a transcript of the gene trim66, whose product is annotated as tripartite motif containing 66. The record is from RefSeq and is a predicted model, not a curated record. Gene Ontology annotation, cellular component: chromatin. Gene Ontology annotation, molecular function: zinc ion binding; protein binding. Lineage: Eukaryota; Metazoa; Chordata; Chondrichthyes; Myliobatiformes; Myliobatidae. The transcript has 19 exons. The coding region runs from base 188 to 3871 and encodes 1227 amino acids.